Messenger RNA from Drosophila montana, 408 nucleotides. Its product is annotated as activating signal cointegrator 1 complex subunit 2 homolog. The coding region runs from base 1 to 408 and encodes 135 amino acids. The transcript is spliced from 2 exons. Lineage: Eukaryota; Metazoa; Arthropoda; Insecta; Diptera; Drosophilidae. The record is from RefSeq and is a predicted model, not a curated record.
AUGCAACAGCCGCCGCAGAUGCGACAGCCGCCGCAGAUGCCGCAGGCGCCGCAGAUGCAACAGGCGGCGCGGAUGCAACAGCCGGCACAGGUGCCACAGCCGCAAAUGCAACAGCAGGAGCCGCCUCAGCUGCAGCAGAUGCUACAGCAGCAGGAGCCACCGCAGAUGCCUCAGCCGCGGGUGCCGCAGAUAUGGAUACAGCCGCAGCCGUGGAUACAACCGCUGCAGCCGUGGAUGGAGCCGCAACAGCCGUGGAUGCAGCCGCAACAGCCGUGGAUGCAGCCGCAGCAGCAGUUGAUGCAGCCGCAACAGCCGUGGAUGCAGCCGCAGCAGCCGUGGAUACAGCAGCAAACAUGGACUGACGACUCCAGCGUUGCGGACAGCUGGAUUUAUGCGCGGCUAGCUUGA